AUGCCCAAGUUCUCUGCCGCCACGGUGAAGCUGAAGCUGAGGCACACCGAUGGGGACAUCGACCUCGGCGAGCAGCCAGCGACGCUCACGGGCGCUGCAGCGCGGCAGCUGGCCAUCAGCCACUGGCCCACAGAGGGCCCGCUGGCCGCGCACGCCCCCGCCAACGCCGCGUGCUUGCGGCUGAUUCUGAACGGUCGAACGAUGGAGCCGUCGGGCAGCCUCGAGCCGACGUGGCAGAUGCUUUCUGGCGGGGACCCUGGGGACGUGCCGGUGGUCACGUUGCAUGCAGUAGUGCGCGAAGACGGCAAGGCGGGCAAGCAGGGGGGCAAGGACGACGGAAGCGGCGACGGAAGCCGGUCGCGGAGCUGCUGCGUCGUGCAGUGA
This is a messenger RNA of Pedinophyceae sp. YPF-701, 384 nucleotides long. Lineage: Eukaryota; Viridiplantae; Chlorophyta; Pedinophyceae. The record is from the annotation of a GenBank genome assembly.